This is a messenger RNA of Gambusia affinis (western mosquitofish), 914 nucleotides long. It is a transcript of the gene sox32, whose product is annotated as SRY-box transcription factor 32. Gene Ontology annotation, biological process: regulation of DNA-templated transcription; anatomical structure morphogenesis; cell differentiation. Lineage: Eukaryota; Metazoa; Chordata; Actinopteri; Cyprinodontiformes; Poeciliidae. The record is from RefSeq and is a predicted model, not a curated record. Gene Ontology annotation, molecular function: RNA polymerase II cis-regulatory region sequence-specific DNA binding; DNA-binding transcription factor activity, RNA polymerase II-specific. The transcript has 2 exons. The coding region runs from base 45 to 914 and encodes 289 amino acids.
CCCAGCCAUGCGCAAACCGGCUGGAGAGCGAGGACGGACAGCAAAUGAGCGAGGUGCGCUCCCCCAGUUCGGGGCCCUCCAGUCCCCUGUCUGUCCACUCGGAGUCCAGCUGCGCCAGUCCAGAGCCAAAGUCUGCCCCGGCGCAGCAGAGGGUCAGGAGGCCGCUGAACGCCUUCAUCAUCUGGACUAAAGAGGAGCGCAGGCGACUGGCGCAGCUCAACCCAGACCUGGAGAACACCGAUCUCAGCAAAAUACUUGGAAAAACAUGGAAGGCUAUGCCCUUGGCUGAGAAGCGUCCCUACAUGCAGGAGGCUGAACGCCUGAGGGUCCAGCACACCAUUGAUUAUCCCAACUACAAGUACAGGCCCCGUCGGCGCAAGCAGCUGAAGAAGAACCCUAAGACCCUGCCAGCAGAGGCUUCUCCACUCUGCAGCUCUGGCUCCACCAUUCCCUACAACCUCACCUAUCUGCUCCAGAACCACCAGCAGCAGCAGACAUUCCACAACUCACCUCCAUUCCCUCAUUCAUCCCUCCACUAUAACAGCUACAUCAACCCAGCCGUCCCUGACUCUGAAGCAGCCACUGCAGCAAACAGUUUCUCCAGGGACCCUGCUGUGCGCUCAAACCCUCCUGGGUACCAGCCAGAGCCUCAGGCGUACUUUAGCUCCCAGCAAAGAUACAUGCAGCACGGGUUCUCCUCGUCUACAGCUCCUCUCCUGGACCAGAGGGAGUCCAGGCUCUACGGGGUCCAGCAAUGCCCAACAGGGCCUUCCUUGGAGUUUUACUUGGAGCAGGUUCAGCUGGACAUGCUGUAUGAUUUAGACCGCAGCGAGUUUGAACAGUACCUGGGUCCAAAACACCACGGGUCAGGGCCAGCAGAGCAGAGCAGCUACAGAGGAGGAUGCUAUUUGUGA